This is a messenger RNA of Nanorana parkeri, 1915 nucleotides long. RefSeq names its product neuronal pentraxin receptor (gene NPTXR). The coding region runs from base 208 to 1653 and encodes 481 amino acids. Lineage: Eukaryota; Metazoa; Chordata; Amphibia; Anura; Dicroglossidae. The record is from RefSeq and is a predicted model, not a curated record. The transcript has 5 exons.
AGCAACGGCUGUGCACUAGAGAGUAGGAAUUGAUCUGUUAGUUGCUCUUUCCAUUCAUAGACGUGCUUAAUGCAGCUUGGGCAAUAAGGGUUUUUUCUAUAGCCAAUCAACUCUAUUAACUCCAGGGGUGGAAGCCUCUUUUUUUAGCUAGAUUGUUCCACAGUAGCUGUCACCCUGAAGUUUCUGGCCGUUUUACUGGUGGCAGGAAUGCUUGCAUUCCUGGGUGCCAUCAUAUGCAUUAUAGCCAGUGUCCACCCAGCGGCCAAGGGACCUGCCCUUGGUGGCGAAAAUGAGUCUGCUCCAGCCGCCCCUAACGAGAAGAGCCUCGGAGCUCUCCAUGGUGUCAAGACGCUGUAUGGAUCAAAAGAUGCUUUUCUGGAGCUCUCCGGAUCCAAGAGCCAAUCUCCCCCAAGCUUCAGCAGACUCAUAUGCACCCCUCUGGCUAUGGAGUGCCCCUCUGAUGUGCAAAGAGAUUCCUCCCAGCCUGAAGGAGAAGAGGUGCUCGUCUUGCAGAACACAGCAGAACAGCUGAGACAGACCGUGCUGCAGCAGAAGAAGCAGAUCCUUACCGACCAAGAGGCCAUAAGGGAGCUCACCGGCAAGCUGAGCCGAUGUGAAAACGGGCUGGAUAAAGGCUAUCAGGAGGGGACGGAUGGAUGGGGUCCGAAAGAAGGAGCCAUGGGAGAUCUGCCUCUUGACUCUCCUCAAGCGGUGCAGGAAUUGGAGGAGGCAGUGAGGACGCUGAAAGAUCGCAUUGAAAAGAUUGAGCUGGAAAUCCAGCAGAGAGUGCACAAUUUGACCUCGCCUACAGCCACUUCACCUUCGCCUCUUCAUGGAAGGGACUCCCUUCAGUCCAAGUUGCUUGAGCUAGAGGCCCAACUUCUAGCCAAACUUCUAGAGCUUGAAAAGGAGCAAUCAACAGCUUCAGGUGAAAGAGACAAGCAGGACAUAGAAAAGGAACUGAGCAUACUGCAAAAUCGCAUAGCGGAACUGGAACAAGGUGAAAGUUACCCUGGUUAUCAUCCAGAGAACUUCAAGCUUAGUUUUCCAGUACGUACCAACUACAUGUAUGGACGUAUGAAAAAGACUCUUCCAGAGCUCUAUGCUUUCACUAUAUGCCUGUGGCUGAAAUCCAAGACAACCUCAGGGUCAGGCACUCCUUUUUCCUAUUCUGUCCAUGGCCAACCAAAUGAAAUUGUACUGCUGGAAUGGGGCCACAACCCCAUGGAACUUCUCAUCAACGAUAAGGUAACGCAACUGCCAGUUAGCUUGAAAUAUGGAAUGUGGCAUCAUAUUUGUGUGGCCUGGACUACAAGAGAUGGAAUGUGGACAGCCUUCCAAGAUGGUAAGAAGAAAGGAUCAAAUGACAACCUGUCUGCUUGGCACCCAAUCAAACCUAAUGGAGUCAUCAUUUUUGGACAAGAACAGGAUGCUGUAGGUGGUCGAUUUGAUGCUACCCAGGCAUUUGUGGGAGAGGUGGCACAAUUCAAUAUGUGGGAUCGUGCCCUGACCAACAGUGAAAUGGAGGGAAUUGCAAACUGCACAAUGCCUCUGUCUGGAAACCUUAUCCACUGGGAUGAUCGCCAAGUGGAUGUUUUUGGAGGUGCAACCAAGAAUCCAUUUGAAAGCUGUGAGGAGCGUUUGGGUCACUGAGCUAUACAUGAGCAUUCAAGUCUCCCACAUCCCCUAUUUAUCCCUCAGUGUCACCAUAGCAGGAUUUCACAGCUUCCAAACCAGUGGGUGUGAAAGCAGCACCAGCUUGUGUUAAUCAUCACAAGAUAAUCAUAUAACACUGUGUGUCUUUUUUGGGGGUCAGCGACCAACUUUACAAUGAAAUGGGCUUUGCAGUUGCUUAAUACCAUCACUUGGAAACUUUUACAUGUACAGAUUUUUUUGUCCUUAUUUGCAGCAGGGG